GCCGGCCCCAGCUCCCCGCGUGCCAGCUCGGCUCCGGCUGCCUCGUGCUCCCACAGGCUCCUGAGAGGCAGUGGGCAGCGCCGCGGGAGGUGCGGGUCCCUGCCCCGCGGGGCCGGAAGCCCCCCGAGGGGCACGUGGUGUGCGGCUCACUGGGAAAGGAAGCCACGGGAAGAAGCUGCCCAAGUGACUAAUCCCGGAGAUGCCCUUUCCCACGGCGCUGCGGAGCUGCCGGGAGCCUCCCCCCAGGUCCUCUGCGCCCUGAAUCCUCUCUAGCCACGGGAGGCGGUGGGGCAGCGCUGGCUCUCUGGGGGCCUGGCCCGGGAUCCUUUUUCCAAACCCUCCGGAAGAUUUUUGCGCGUUGGGAGCCGAACCCAGAGCGUGCGAGAGUGCGUGCAGGGCAGGACUCGGGCGCAUCUCCUGGGCGCCGUGGAGCUCCGGGGGCUCUGAGGGAGGCUCCCCAGAGGCAAGGUAGGUGGCAGGGGCGCAGUUGGAUGGAUGGGGCUCGACUGGAGUCAGGAUCAGGUCUGCUCAAGUCUUGGCGAUCUUCACUUUUCAGGGCUUUCGGGGAGCUGCCGCGGAGCCGGGCUGUGAGGAGCCAGGCAUGUAUUUUCAGCUGCGCCUCAGCCCCGAAACGUGACUGGGAGUGACUAGCUGGGCAGAGGCCUCCCGUCUCUGGACUGCUAGCUUAGAAUAUGCUAAGAAGCCAAUGCCGCCCAUGGGGAAUUGAAGGGCCGGCCGGUGUCAGUGACAGUGACAGUGACCCGGAGCGAGGGGGUCAGAAGACAGAUGUAGAGAGCGAGAGGGACUUUCCCAGGGGAUGGCCCGGAUCGCGGAGGGCAGGCUGCUGCCACGCCACGGCUGCAGCCCUCUGAUGGAGUUCCGGUGAGGCCUGCCCCCGGGGGAGCAAGCGGGACCCUGCACGGGGCUGCCGGGUGACUGAGGACUCCCAGGGGUCUGGCUACUCCUGCCCCCUCCCCUGGCCCCUGCUAGGGAACUUGAGGCACGCCACAGCCCCCCCACCCCGGGCACGCUCCCCCAGCAGCAUGAGGACUCUGAACGCUUCCACCAUGGACCGGGCCGGGCUGGUGGUCAAGAGGGACUUCUCCUUCCGCGUCCUCACGGCCUGUUUCCUGUCGCUGCUCAUCCUGUCCACGCUCCUGGGGAACACGCUGGUCUGCGCGGCCGUCAUCCGGUUCCGGCACCUGCGGUCCAAGGUGACCAACUUCUUCGUCAUCUCCCUGGCCGUCUCGGAUCUGCUGGUGGCCGUCCUGGUCAUGCCCUGGAAGGCGGUGGCCGAGAUCGCUGGCUUCUGGCCCUUCGGGUCCUUCUGCAACAUCUGGGUGGCCUUCGACAUCAUGUGCUCCACCGCGUCCAUCCUCAACCUCUGCGUGAUCAGCGUGGACCGGUACUGGGCCAUCUCCAGCCCCUUCCGGUACGAGAGGAAGAUGACCCCCAAGGCAGCCUUCAUCCUGAUCAGCGUGGCCUGGACGCUGUCCGUGCUCAUCUCCUUCAUCCCGGUGCAGCUCAGCUGGCACAAGGCCAAGCCCACGGGCCCCGCCGAUGGCAACGCCACGUCCCCGGGCGAGACCACGGACAACUGUGACUCCAGCCUGAACAGGACCUAUGCCAUCUCCUCCUCCCUGAUCAGCUUUUACAUCCCCGUGGCCAUCAUGAUCGUCACCUACACCAGGAUCUACAGGAUCGCCCAGAAACAGAUCCGGCGCAUCUCAGCCUUGGAGAGGGCGGCGGUCCAUGCCAAGAACUGCCAGGCCGCCCCGGGGGCCGGGAAGCCCGCGGAGUGCGCGCAGCCGGACAGCUCCUUCAAGACGUCCUUCAAAAGGGAGACCAAGGUCCUGAAGACGCUGUCCGUGAUCAUGGGCGUGUUCGUGUGCUGCUGGCUCCCGUUCUUCGUCCUGAACUGCAUGGUGCCCUUCUGCGGGUCCGGGGAGACCCAGCCCUUCUGCAUCGACUCCCUCACCUUCGACGUGUUCGUGUGGUUCGGCUGGGCUAACUCCUCCCUGAACCCCAUCAUCUAUGCCUUUAAUGCCGACUUUCGCAAGGCGUUUUCCACGCUCCUAGGGUGCCACAGGCUGUGCCCGGCGACGAGCAACGCCAUAGAGACGGUCAGCAUCAACAACAACGGGGCGGUGGCCGUCUCCAGCCAUCACGAGCCCCGGGGCUCCAUCUCCAAGGACGGCAACGCGGUCUACCUGAUCCCGCACUCCGUGGACUCCUCCGAGGACCUGAGGAGGGAGGAGGCCGGCGGGAGGGCCAAGCCCUGGGAGAGGCUGUCCCCGUCCCUGUCUGUCAUUUUGGACUAUGACACGGAUGUCUCUCUGGGGAAGAUCCAGCCCCUCACGCAAAACGGGCAGCACCCCACCUGAACCCUGAGAGGAACCCUCCCCGCCCCGGCCAGGGUCAUCCCUGAAGCCGGAGGCGGUCUCUCUGGGGCUGGCUGUUAAGACCCUGAGGGGAGCCCCAGACGCCAGGUGAGCCCUCCUCCGCUGCCGGUCCUCCCACACACAGCCGGCCGUGUUUCCCGUGUUCUUCCUCGUGAGUCCGAGGGCACGCGUGUGAAGCAAGUGUCCCCGGGGGGCCAUGUCCUGGGCUCCAAAAUCACUUCUCCAAACUGAUUCUCAUCCUAGGACUCAAACUAGGGCAAAGAACCAACCAGGGUCAGCGUCACUCACACGCCCCUGACCCUUUCUGGACGGGCGUGAGGAGGGGGAGGGGGCUGUGGACAAACAGGUGCUAACCCUGGGCCGGGCGGAGCUGUCAGGUGGGAAAGGCGGGCGCAUGCCCCCCGGGCAUGGUGUCGAAGAGAGAGCUGAGCCUUACCGUGCGAGUGGCGUGGUGUUUUUCAGAGCCGGGAGAUGCUUGGUGGAUACUGGUUUUAUUUAUUUAUUGUAUUAUAUGGAUAUUUUAAACUUACUAGAGUACAUCUAUAUUUAUCCUAUUUAAUAGUAUACAGUAGUGAGUUAUCGGAGACUUUACAGUCACGUUUUUGUCCAUUUAACUAGCACUUUACAAGCCAGCGAGACGAGAUGCCCUGAGACCCUAGCUGCUCAGGCGUCUCUGCCGGGAGCGCGGGGAAGACCGCUAGGGAACCGGGUUGUGAUGACUCCUUAGCGGCCCUCGUCGCAAUAAAACAGGAGGCGAGAGCUGAGAAAUGCUGUGAAUGUUUUUUUCUUUCUAAACAAUUUGAAAGACUUCUCUUUUUUAAAAAGCAUAGUUCCUAUUGGACUCAAAGGUUUUUUUUUUUUUUUUUUAAAUGACUAAGCCAUUCCCAGGAGAGUAAUUUCCAGUGCUGUAAAUAUCUUUUUAAAAAGCCAGCGUACAAAGAACCUAACUUGAAAUGCAUCGUCUUAGGUGUGAUAAGAGCGAGGCACCACUUUGUAUUUAUGUAAAAUAGCAGGCCCUCUCCAUCUUUCCUUACUCCACGGGUCGGGUAGCUUUUCGGAGCCGAGCCACAGCUGCUCUGGUUUGGUCUGUGCAGGGCAGACAGCGGGUCUCCUUAACCCUCGAGUCACCACGGCCUCAGCAGGGGACAGAGGUCGGACCCUGCGCCUGCUCCUCAGCAGGUCAAGCCAAGCCAGGGCUACUUUCCGUGGGGCUGUCAUCCGAAUUUAGAGCUCUUUCUCUUUCUCUUUCUCUAAAGUCUCAGUGGUAAAGGUGGACUAACAAAUAGUGCCUCGUGGUCCCCCCCCCCACCAGGGAGAUGCUGCUGUCAGGAAAAACAGGGAGCCCCUCCCCUCGGGGGGGUGAAGCACCCCAAAGCCGCCAGCAUCUCCCUAGACAAACGUGAACCCCCUCUCUGCUUUGGACUUGCGUCCCCCUGCCAUCACCAGGCCUGGACAAAGUAUCCCCAUCACCCUCGAGAGCUACAAAUCCAGGGGAGGUGGGAAUGCAUUUCAAGGGGAUUUCUUUGAAACGUUGACAAAGUUUUCUUGUGGGGAAGCAAUUUACUUCUCCUGUGGAUGGACAGGGUCGCGGGGAAAAAAAAAGCUGCUGACAGUGAUCUCCGGCAUCCGGCCCCUGUGAUGUAAUGCAUUGUGAAUGUUUCUUAAUGCUGCUGCCUGUACGCUUUCUUACACACAAUAAAAUUAUUUUCUGAACGCAAACCGACCCUGAAUGGGCUGUGUCGCAUAUUUUUUUUAAAAAUGUGUUUUACACACAAAAACUUUUCAGACCUCAGAAAACAUGGGCAUUUUCAAGUAUAGGCUACUUUCUUCUUGUUAAUGUACAGCAUGCAUUGCCUUUGAAUGUUUAAGCAGGAGAGGCUUUUGACUUGGGCUGUAUACUCUUGUUUCCUUCCGUCUUAAAGACGUUUUUAUUUUUUUUAAAAGAAAGCCUUCUUCACUUGUAGAGAGGAAUCACUGUAUUUUUCAUUGCACAGAUUUGAAACAUUGCUAAAAAUCUCCUCCUUUGCUUUCAACGUGCCCAAGGACUUUAAGUGAUGCAAAAAUUAC
Phyllostomus discolor (pale spear-nosed bat) is the source of this 4469-nucleotide messenger RNA. It is a transcript of the gene DRD1, whose product is annotated as dopamine receptor D1. Gene Ontology annotation, cellular component: plasma membrane. Lineage: Eukaryota; Metazoa; Chordata; Mammalia; Chiroptera; Phyllostomidae. The transcript has a single exon. The record is from RefSeq and is a predicted model, not a curated record. Gene Ontology annotation, biological process: G protein-coupled dopamine receptor signaling pathway; vasodilation; adenylate cyclase-activating adrenergic receptor signaling pathway. Gene Ontology annotation, molecular function: G protein-coupled receptor activity; dopamine neurotransmitter receptor activity, coupled via Gs. Bases 1044 to 2384 code for a protein of 446 amino acids.